UCAACCCCUGACAACAAGGACAUUUCUUUUUUAUUCAUUUUUGAACUAAAUCAUCUUCUGUGUGAUCAUGCAGACACCAAUAGAAUAUAAAGUCAAGACUAUAAAAAGUAAGCAUUUGAGGCUGAAUGACUUGAAACUGGAAGCCACAGAUAGUUAUUUGUACAAGAAGUACCUCUACAAAGAAGACAUCCCUAAAUACCCUCAACCCGAGUUUCAUGUGUCUCACCUGAAACAUGACACACACCUGUCGGGUUUAACUGGGAUCAAGACAGACGGAGGCUUCAAAUAUCUUAAGAAUACCCUCAGGGAUCCCUGCAGUCUGCCCCUGGUGUGGUGGAGUCUGGCUGUGGGACCUAAGGACAUCCAGUCAGCUGAGGCGAGGCUCCUGGAGAAGAUCUACCCAAAGCGAACAAAGGAGCAGGCUGAGAAGCAGAAGAGCUUUCUGUAUAAGUUUGCAACAUCUCCAGCCUUAAGUAGUGCUUCAAGAUACGGCUCGUACCGCUUCACCUUCCCCCUGGAGGACGUCCUGAGUGCCUACAGCCAACAGUUUUGCUCCGGGGCUCCACCCGUAAUGAGGGUGUUCAAGACCUCCCUGUUCAGACAGGAAGUGGAAUAUGCUGUGCUGGUCCACAGCCCGGCCAAUCAGGAGCACUUCUCAGAGUAUCCUUUCCUUCCUGAUGACGAUCUGAAUGCCGUCUGCACUUACAGAGACGGAUGCUUCAUCUGGAGGUCGGAGGCCAUGUGUGAGACACACAGCCAUGAGUUGAUCGAAAGACCUGAAGAAAACCUGAUGACCACUGAGGCUGUGUCCUGGAGGCCUCCAUUCUAUGUCUGGGAUCACGUCGUCAUUGCCUUGCACAUGGAGAAUGAACAGGUGCUGAAGUUUGAUGCUAAUCAACUGAGAAAAAACCUCACGUUCUGCGAUAAAGACAAAGUGAAUCUCCCACUUAAACUUCACUUUAAUGAAUUCCAGGAUGCUAAACGCCAUGUUAAAAAUUUGUGGCCUGAAUCUGCCCCACUGGAGAAGGAGCAGAGUUUCACAGCAAACGAACCAGAGGAAGAGCCGAUGGAGUCUGAAGACUCCCAGAAGUGAAGCUGUACCCUCAGUCUUCAGUCCCUGGGUUUAUCCAUGUUCAUUAUGUUUGAAAAACCUAACAUACUCUCAUGAUCCUGGGUUUCGGACCCAGAGUUUUGUGUUGUGGGGACUCUCAAGUUCUGUUACUGUUAGAUUUCUUCAGUUUGUUAUGGUUUAGUUUCUAGGUUCUUCCUUCAUCUGUGUAAUUCCUUUCUGUUCUUAUUCUGUAUCCAUGUUUAGUUAUCAUCUGUCCCUGUAUUCAGUUUGUGUGUCUUAGUCUGGUUGUCUAUGUCGUUGUAUUCCUCAGUGUACCUGCUUCCCUGUGUUGUGUCAAGUCUGAUUGUGUCACAUUUGGUCACCUCCUGUUUACUUUGGCAGUCUCUUGUUCCAUGUGCUUCAUUUUCAGUUUUUUUUCCUGUGUCAUUACACUCGUUCUGUUCACCUGUUCCUCCCAGCCAUCUCCCCUCUCAUGACCUCAAUUACCUUGUGUGUAUUUAAGCCCUCAGUUUUCUUCAGCUCAUUGUUUUGUGUCCAAGGUUUAGUAUUGUCUCCAGUACUGUCUUAGUUGGGAUUUCCUAGUGAUGGGCAGAUGAAGCCUCACGAAGCUUGAAGCUUUUCAUCCUAUUGGUUCAAAAAAAGGUUCAUGUGCAACCCCCCCCUUUCCGGCUGGUCAAAACCUUUAUGUCAUUUCAGCUGUGACGGCCUCUUGGCUGUCAGCAUGGGAAUAAUCACUGCC
This is a messenger RNA of Archocentrus centrarchus (flier cichlid), 1811 nucleotides long. RefSeq lists its product as uncharacterized. The record is from RefSeq and is a predicted model, not a curated record. The coding region runs from base 68 to 1093 and encodes 341 amino acids. The transcript has 5 exons. Lineage: Eukaryota; Metazoa; Chordata; Actinopteri; Cichliformes; Cichlidae.